Messenger RNA from Annulohypoxylon maeteangense, 1643 nucleotides. Its product is annotated as Rad9-domain-containing protein. The transcript is spliced from 5 exons. The record is from RefSeq and is a predicted model, not a curated record. NCBI's taxonomy places the organism in Eukaryota, Fungi, Ascomycota, Sordariomycetes, Xylariales, Hypoxylaceae. Bases 229 to 1584 code for a protein of 451 amino acids. Gene Ontology annotation, biological process: cellular response to ionizing radiation; DNA replication checkpoint signaling; DNA repair. Gene Ontology annotation, cellular component: checkpoint clamp complex.
CCUGCACUCUAGCUGAACACAUCAACUCAAUCAACUAUAUCAUUAUUUGAUGGGAUACGGAAUAUAUUACCAAUCAUGUUGCCUCGAAUUAAAACUCUAGGACUAUCUGUAUAAGAGCCAAUCAAUCAGAUCGAUCGCGACCCUAUUAUAUUCAAGUAGUCGGCCUAUUUCAGAAAUUAUUCGAAAGGAAAUGGUGGGAAGCUCGGCUUCUUCUGGAUAGUCAAAGCUAUGGCUGUCCUGAACUUUACAUUGAGCGAAGAAGGCGUCAAUGCUCUGAGAGAUGCAUUAUCAUGCCUCGGUAAAUUUAGUGAAGAAGUUUCUCUCGAGGCUAAGAAGGAUACGCUAGUAUUCACCACUCUAAAUCUCUCCAAGUCGGCAUAUGCAUCCUUCUCCUUUCAAGCUAGACGUUUCUUCUCCAAGUACCAUUUUGAAGGUGUGCCUCAGAACCGCGAAAAGUUUUUUUGCAAGUUGUACAAUCGGGCUCUGCUGUCUCUAUUCAGAGCUAGGAGCGGCGAUAGUGGACAUGACAGAGAGAAGGACACGGUUAUUGAACACUGCGAUGUCGCCAUCGUAGACGAACCCGGCAAGAAAAGUCGGUUCAUCGCCAAGAUCGUCUUCCGAAAUGGAAUCACAACUAAAUACCGUCUUCCCUUCGAAGUCACUCCACCAGUCCACGCCAAAUUUGAUAGGGACCAAGCAAUAAACCAUUGGUCUAUUCCAUCUCGAACACUGCGACAGCUCAUGGACCACUUUGGUCCCGGAAUAGAAUAUCUCGAUAUUCAUUCAGAAGACGACGAUACGGUCAGCUUCACAUGUUUCACCGAGAAAGUUAAAAACGGCGAGGAAGUGCUGAAAAAGCCGCUCCACACGUCUAUUGCUGUCGAACGAGAUGAGUUCGAGGAUUUCGUCGUCGAAGAGGAUAAGUUGCAUAUCGUCAUCAGCGUCAAAGACUUUAGAGCAAUCAUCCAGCAUGCGGGAUUCAUCGGUUGCCCAAUUUCAGCGUACUAUUCGAUCCCGUCCAAGCCUUUGCAAUUCAAGUAUGAAGGUGAUGGAAUCGGCUGUGAAUUCCUUCUAAUGACGGUUGGCGAAAGAGGCGCACCCGGCCAGAAGGCCAAGAAGACCCGCGGUGGUGCUAAAGGGGCGAAGCCGCCUCAGCUCGAGGCUUCUACUAGUAGAGCCGCAUCACAUGCAUCUACACCGGCGCCUCGUAUACCUCCCCCCAAAUCACAGGGGCCACGAGUCGAUCCUGUUCCUUCUCUGAGACCACCGAUUACCCGUCCUUCUCAACGACCACCUCCGGCCACAAUGCAAUCCGAGUCUCUCUUCGUGCCUCAAGAUGACGAACAACAGUGGGAUCCUGUGAAUGUCGGCGAAGAUGAAGACGAGGAAGAAAAUGCCCGUCUUGAGUGGGAUGUCAGUGGAGAUUUUAACCGAGACCAACCAGCCACGAAUAGAAGAAAUAUGAUGGCAGAUCAGAACACCCAGAGACCGAGUACCAAUGACGCGACUGAACCCCCUCCUUAUCAUCUUGAACCGACACAACGACUCUCGCAAGUUCGUAAAUUUGGCUUCUUUAAUGAUUAGCGGGCUAUGCAGGUACAUAGGGUCCUUACGACUCAUUUUGUUGUGGGCGAGUACCUGGA